AAAGGAUAUUAUGGCGCAGCGCGAGUGGAGAAACAGAAACAUAUGAGCUUAACACCGUAAUACUCUUAUCAUAGAAAUAGAAGCAGUCCUCAAUUCCCGCCCGCUAACUCCUAUCUCCACCGAUCCAAAUGAUCUCCUAGCCCUCACUCCCGGACAUUUCCUCAUUGGCGAUUCAUUAAUGUGCUUACGUGAUCGAGAUUUCAGGGACAUUCCAUCGAACCGACUCUCCAAAUGGCAGCAUAUCCAACAGCUUAAACAACAUUUUUGGAACCGCUGGCAUAAGGAGUAUUUGAACGAGCUAACCAACCGCAAUAAAUGGAGCAAGGGUGGACACAGCAUCCAAAAGGGCACAAUCGUCAUCCUCAGAGAGGACAACGUUCCCUCCAUGCAUUGGCCUCUGGGCCGAGUUAUCAAGAUUCAUCCAGGCGCCGAUGGUGUCAUCCGGACAGCUACAGUUCAGACGGCAAAGAGCAUUUUGGAUCGGGGCGUCAAAAGGCUUGUCCCACUGCCAAUUCAACCCGAUCUCGAGAAACCCGAACAACUAGCCACCGAGACGAAAUAAGAUGGGAACUUCAACCACACCUCCCUAGUUUGAUCGGUACCCUCUCAACGGGGGGAGAAUGUUACGCCAUGCGGCUUACCAUAGGUCAUAUUCUUAACUAUCGAUCGCGGCACUAUAAUGUCGCAGACGGAUCGUCGUGUCUGCCCGGCAAACAAACAUUGUAGUGGCAAGCGCAUGGUUCAUUAAGCAGGGCGACUUCCAGAAACGUCGACUCGUGGCCCGUAUUUUACCUCGCGUAAAAGAAUGUGGCGUGAUCCGAACGUAGUGGGGGUCGCCUUCCAGAAAAAACGAAAAAAAUCGAAAGGCGUUCAGAACUUUUCGAGAUGUCGAACCGUCAACACAUGUGGCGCUUGGCCAUGGAUCGCUGCAUUAGGUUUUCGUAAUCCCCGAAACCCAGACAAACCACUAUGGAAGUGCGGAGGUUCCCUGAUAUCGGCUAGGCAUGUUUUGACCGCAGCACAUUGUGCACAUAUGGAUGGAAUAGAAAACAUACACAAUCAUAAUAUUGUCAUUCUUAGAUUGGUGGAGGAGGUGCCAUUUUCGAGGUACGUAUAUCCCAUUUGUACGAAAGAGCCCCUACGAAAGAGCAACUUCGUCGGCUAUAACCCCCUUGUUGCUGGAUGGGGAGCAUUAAGAUAUAGACGACCACGACGUAAUGCAUUAAUGGAAGUACAAAUGCCAGUGAUUAAGAACGCCGAAUGCAAAAUAGCUUAUUCCAAAUUUCCUAAUGCACCUGAUAUCACUGAUGGUAUAAUAUGCGCCGAACAUGCUCAGGGUGGAGAGGAUUCUUGUACGGCUGACCGCGGCGGACCACUGCUGAUACAACAUGAAUUAACCUCGUAUUUAAUAGGUAUUGUGUCUUAUGCUUAUAAGUGCGGCACAGCUGGGUAUCCCAGCGUUUACACUAGGGUCACAUCGUACCUUGACUUCAUUCUCCAAGCGAUGCAAUAAUAUGAUAUUACUGUUCCAUAAAUAUCAUUGUGUAAAAAACGUAAAGUUGGAUUUUCUUAUUGUGGAGAUAAGAAACAGCUCAAAUUUACAUUGUUUUGUACGUUACAAAUUAUAGGCUUAAAAUGUACGAAAUGUAACUUUGAAACGACACUAAUUUUUUACGCACGAUAAACCUCCACGACUUAGGAAAACAGUGCAGGAUGCUGUGAUUCGUUUCUUGUGGUCGGAGGUUAUGUUUGAUGCCUAUAUUUAUCAAAGAUUUAAUGCACAUUAUGGAGAAAGUGUUUUGUCACGAAGUGUGUUUGAAUGGGCACAAAAGUUCAAAGAAGAUCGCACGAGUGUUAUGAAAAAACAGCUGGACGCCCGUCCACAUCCACGAUGACAACAUUGAACGUGCUCAUGAACUUAUGCUCUAUGGAAUAGACGAGUGACACUGGAUAAUGUGGCAAAUCAUUUGCAAAUCAGCCACGGCUCUGCUUAUGCAAUAGUGCACGACAGAUUUGGAUUUUAAAAAGUUUGUGCGAGAUGGAUGCCGAAAAAGCUGAUGAAAAGGUGAAGACGACGAUGCAUUCGUGGUUCGCAGCUCAGCCCAAAACAUUUUUUAAUGAGAAAAUACAAAGGUCCUUCGGCAAAUGGACAAAGUGUAUACAGAAAUCGAGUGAUUAUGUCAAAAAAUGAUGUAUGUCUUUUUUGACAAUUGCUUAAAAUAAAUUCUACACCGACAGAG
Messenger RNA from Bombus huntii, 2240 nucleotides. RefSeq names its product venom serine protease Bi-VSP-like. Lineage: Eukaryota; Metazoa; Arthropoda; Insecta; Hymenoptera; Apidae. Bases 806 to 1513 code for a protein of 235 amino acids. Gene Ontology annotation, molecular function: serine-type endopeptidase activity. The transcript has 6 exons. Gene Ontology annotation, biological process: proteolysis. The record is from RefSeq and is a predicted model, not a curated record.